Molecule: messenger RNA, 3567 nt
Organism: Chara braunii
Lineage: Eukaryota; Viridiplantae; Streptophyta; Charophyceae; Charales; Characeae
Source: the annotation of a GenBank genome assembly
GGGAAGGAGAGCGUCCUCGGUUUGCACAACUUUACUUGCACGAUCCUCAACAUUUGGAUAAUGCGAUUGAUGAAAGAAUGAAUUUCCUUAAUUUAUCUGCACACACGUCUAAUGCCGAACUUCCGCAAAUGAGACGACUAUUAAGAAGGUUUCACGAAUUGCUACAACAGUGUAACAACUACGUGAGGGACUUCAUGACCAUUGCCGACCCUCCGCCAGGAGCGUUGAAUGGAAGGAAGUUGGUCAUAAAUCCCGAUGCCAUGCUCGCGGAGGAACAUGCAAGGCGUUAUAACCGUCCGUCGGGGCUACAGGAGGUCUGCGUUCUCAUGGCGGAUGACCUUCUUCCUCGUGAGCUCGAGAUUCGUUUAUGUGCCCCUCUUCCAGGUGAGCGGCCAACAAUUGUCAUUCCGGAGUGUUCCCGAACGCACGACUGUUUGAGGUGUCCUCAUGGCACGAUGGCCAUUUGGAGGAGAUUGCACAAAGCUGGUUGGGGGUUGCCUGCCGACCUGCUGGAGAGGGUGCAGCGUGCAAUAGAGGAGGAGAACAGUGAAUCUGAUCAUGAUGUGGACAUGCAGGAUAUUGCAGGGUUGGUGGAGGAGAUGCCAGGAUUGGAGGAGACUCCGACGAGGGAGUUUGUGGACAGCCCGGCAGCCACGGGAGCAGGCGGAUCGAGUCCAUCGCAGCAUAAGGCCCGAGUUCGUGGACCGCCGGGACCGGUGAAACAGACGUCAAUCACGAGGUACACGAAGAACCCACGACAGGAGGAGAUCGAUGACUCAGCCUGCGAGUUCUUCGUCGAGAAUGCCAUCUCGUUGAACGUUGCGAAGAGCAGGAGUUUUAAGAAGUUCCAGUUGACAUGUUACGGUCCACAGCCUGCAGCGAGCAAACCGCUUGUGCCCACUGGGUACAAUCCAUUGAGAUGCCGGCUGCUCGAUCGGUUGCGCAGCAAGUUGGAGAAGGAGGAGCGGGCGAUCCGGGAUGACUGGGAGGUGAUAGGGUGCACGUUCAUCACCGAUGGCGCCACCGACAUUUGUGGGCGAUCAUUGAUGAACUACAUCCUCGCAGGACGUUCGAAGCCAGUUUUUGUGAAGUGCGAGGAUGUGAGCAUGGGGGACAAGGAUGCAGUUGCUGUUGUUGCGGGGUGGAAGUGGUUCUUCAGGGAGUUUGGGGUGGAUAAGAUCACAACGAUCUGUACAGACUCGUUCGCGGGGAACAGGAGUGCAGCUAGGAUGUUGCGGGAGGAUCCAGAGUUCAAUCAGUUUUACUGGAUCCCUCGCACAACGCACUGCAUGGACUUGCUCCUGCACGACAUUUGCAGCAAGACAUGGGCGGCCGAAGUCAUCGACAGGGCGAACAAGGUCGUCAACUUCUUCAGGGUUCACAGGUGGCCACGUUCACACCUGAGGACACAGUUGAUUAAGUACCCGGAGUUGAAGGCCACUUGUCUCUUUCGACCAGCAUCGACGAGGUUCGGGACCCAUUACGUGAUGUUGCACAGACUUCAGGUGUGCGAGAAGGUGCUGGUGCGUAUCGUGACUGGGCGCCCAUGGGAGAACAUGGCGUGGCGAGGGGAAAUCAGAGCAAAAACGUACACAGUCGGGGAGUUCAUUCUUGACAAAGCCUUUUGGGCUGAUGUCAAGAAGUUGACCGCCCUGAUGAAGGGCCCGUACGAUGUGUUGAGAGAGGUGGAUAAGGAUUUCCACUGCUUGUCCCGCAUCUACGACUGUCACAUGGUUUCUCGGUUGCAAAGCAUUACUCGCUCUGCCCACCUUAAUGCAGAUGAGCGAGAUGCUGUCGUCCACGAUGUCGCCAACAGGACGGACAUGCUUCUCAGCCCCAUACACUUUUCAGCAGCGUUGAGGUCAUGGCACAGUUCGAAGAGGUUCGAUGACUGCAAGGACCAGUUGUAUGACUUCCAGUUUGGGAAAGGACUCUUUGGCGACUCGGCGGUGUUGGGGAGGGCAGCAAAGGACAAUCCUGUGUUGUGGUGGGAGACGCACGGUCUUGGUCCUCCAGAGAUCAGGGAGUUGGCAGUCAAGGUCCUUUCCAUAUGGACAACAUCCUCUGCGACUGAGAGGAAUUGGAACACCUGGGCACUCCUGCAGACGAAGUCGAGGAACAAGUUGCACCACGAGCGCACUGAGAAGCUGGUCUAUUCACACUGGAGUCUGAGGCUUAAGAGCAGAGGGGAGGAUGGGCCCACCAUUGCAGGAGGGUGGUUGGGGUUGGAGAAGGAUUGGGUGGACGAGGACUUGGAGGGUGACAUGGCGAAUGUCACAUACGCCAUUGAUGACGGUGAGGUCGGUGCAACGGCCGCAGGUUCUGCUGCAAGAAGCACCAACGUUGCUCGUGCUCCAUCUACUACAAGGUCGACAUAUAUGCAGAGGUUGGGGGAUGUCGAGGAGGUUGCAGAGGGGGACGAGGUUGAGGAUGAUGCAGAUGAGGAGGAUGAGAGUGACGAGGAUGAGGACGACGUUCCAGGUGAGGAGUGGGUGGACGAGAGGUCGGAUUCUGACAGAUCGUGGACGAAGAGGGAGAAGAUUCAUCCAUAUGUGUCGGGCACACGCUUUAGUGAUCGAUUGAGAAAGCAACGUGCACAGAGGGGGCAGCAAGAGCAUCAUGUGGAGGACCAUCCGCUGAAGGAGUACCCGCAAGAGGAUCGACAGGAGGAGGAGCAGCCGCAGGAGCAGCAACAAGAUGACAUGUUCAAAUCUUUUACGUUGUUCAAUUGGCAGAGUCUUGACCGGGUUUCUGUGGAAAAGGUAACCGCCGUAGAGGUCAUACUACGUGCGUGUGGCUUUGUCGAUCUGUUCGCGGUUGUCAUGGUGUCGAAUCCGGCUUCGUCCUCGUCGAUUAUCUGUACUUGUUAUAAUUGUGGCCAGGCCGACCAUCUGUCGCGUUUCUGUCCUCUUCCAGACCGUCGGUUGGUCGGCACUUCUGCCUCUAAUAUUAAUAUGAAUACUGCUAUCGUACCAGCUCAGGGGAAUGCGUUCGUGACGUAUCCAACGGCAGGCAGUCAGUAUGGUGGCUACGGGUAUGGGUAUGGCAGUGGUCUGAAACCGAGCGUGGAGACAUUGGAGUUGACGGUUGCAGAGCUGAAGGUGCAUCGGGAUGCUGAGCUGGAACGUGCAAAGAAGAAGAAGGACGAAGAAGACAGAAUUGAGAGGGAAAGGAAAAAGGAGGAGAGGAGACAACAGGAAAAGAAGGAUAGGGAAGAAUUGCAUUCGAAGAUUAAGAACAAUUUGAGGGAGCAACUCAAAGUAGUACGUGAGCUAUUGGAAACGAAGGUGGUCAAAGAGGGUGAAAAAGAUGAAGUAGCAAAGCAAAGACUGAAGAUUGAAAAGUUGCAUAAGGCGCAGAAGAAGUUAGGAACGUUUUCGACACCGGAGAAAGAACUUUAUAGGUUUAAGAGGGAGCAAGAGGAGGAGCGUGCCCGUGCAGACAGAAGGUUCGCAUUAAUGGAGGAAGAGAUUGUGAGGAGGUUUAAGAGGGAGUAAGAUGAGGAGCGUGCCCGUGCAGACAGAAGGUUCGCAUUAAUGGAGGAAGAGAUUGCAAGGCUUAAGAAAG